Molecule: messenger RNA, 1432 nt
Organism: Armigeres subalbatus
Lineage: Eukaryota; Metazoa; Arthropoda; Insecta; Diptera; Culicidae
Gene: Ssl1
Product: general transcription factor IIH subunit 2
Exons: 3
Coding region: 155-1390 (411 amino acids)
Biological process (GO): nucleotide-excision repair; DNA-templated transcription; regulation of transcription by RNA polymerase II
Cellular component (GO): transcription factor TFIIH core complex; transcription factor TFIIH holo complex
Molecular function (GO): zinc ion binding
Source: RefSeq, a predicted model, not a curated record
AUCAAAACAAAAACACGCAAUUUCACGAUCCAUCGUUGGAAAAUAAACUCUUUGUAUUUAUCGGAAAAAUUUUAUCAGAAAUCAUUAAAAAUAGUAUAAUCAGUAUAAAUAUCUUCUAAAUCAACUGUGUUCGAUUGCAAUUCACUCCAUUACAAUGGCUGAUGAAGAAGAAGUGAAGGAGUAUCGGUGGGAAACAGGCUACGAAAAGACCUGGGAAGCAAUCAAGGAAGAUGAUGAUGGCUUGGUGGAAGGAUCGGUGGCCGAUAUAAUCCUGAAAGCCAAACGCAAGCGGCAAGCGAUGAAAAAAGGUUACAGUAAAUUGGGCAUGAUGCGACAUCUGUACGUGCUCCUCGACUGCUCGGAAGCGAUGAGCGUUCCGGACCUAAAACCAACGAGAUUUCUGUGCUCGUUGAAGCUGCUGGAAAUAUUUAUCGAAGAGUUCUUCGAUCAAAAUCCCAUCUCGCAGUUGGGAGUGAUUGCCAUGAAGGCAAAACGAGCGGAGAAGAUAACCGAACUUGGCGGAAGCUGUCGGAAGCACGUAAAAGCCGUGGGCGGUUUGAAUAAGCUCAAUUUAACCGGCGAACCGUCGCUGCAGAAUGGGCUGGAACUGGCCCUGAAGACGUUGAAAAUGGUCCCGUCACAUGCAAGCCGGGAAGUGCUGGUGGUGAUGGGAAGCCUGACCACGUGUGACCCGACGGAUAUUCACAUCACGAUCGACACACUCAAAGCGGAGGGAAUUCGCUGCUCGGUGGUCAGUCUGUCGGCGGAGAUUCGCGUGUGCAAGUUUCUAUGCACAGAAACGGGCGGAGUGUAUGGGGCCGUAUUGGAUGAUGCACAUUUUAAGGACCAGUUGUUGCAACAUAUCGACCCACCUCAGGCCGGAAAUCAGCAGGAAUUUUCACUGAUAAAGAUGGGAUUUCCCCAUGGAAAAACGGAAGGAGGAAAAGAUCCCCCGUUGACGAUGUGCAUGUGUCACAUCGAUAGCACCGAUGAGCCGGCCAAGUUGACAUCCGGCGGAUAUCACUGUCCCCAGUGUCUUAGCAAGUACUGUGACCUGCCGGUAGAAUGUGCAGCAUGCGGUUUGACCUUGGCAUCCGCUCCGCAUUUGGCUCGAUCUUAUCAUCAUUUGUUUCCGGUGCCUCACUUCCAGGAGAUGCCUUUCGAGCAUCAGGCCAGUACCUGUUAUAGCUGCCAGAAAACAUUUGCCGAGGGGACAGACAAAACGGUUUACCAGUGCGGGACCUGUCAGCAAAUAUUUUGCAUCGAUUGUGACAUUUUUAUACACGAAACUAUGCAUUCAUGCGUGGGGUGUACGACGAUACCGGCUUCUGUGCAGGCAUUGCAUGCAAGGAAACCGGUUGCUCCACCGCAUUCGUUAUCGAUAUUGUAAAGAUGUUUUCAAAAUAAAGGUUCUGAAACAAUCACAUUGACA